UACUCGUCUUUCUCCACCUGGCUUAUUUCACUGAGCAUAAUACCCUCUAGUGGAGCCCAACUCUUAAGCACUGUGCCAUUCAAGGGCAGACAGCAUAGCUUGGUCACAUGGGUGAAAGUCUCAUAUAAUCAGAACUGCCCUUAAGGAUAUUUUAGGUGAUAUGUUGGAGAGGCUUGCAUGUGACCUCUCUAAGCAAGUUCAACUAAGCUACUUCCCCUUUUACUUCCAUUGAGCCUCUGAUGAAACAGUUCCUAAGACCACAUAAAGGAAGAGCAGGUUCAUGUCAUAUGUCUCAGGUUUACCCCUUGGCACAUGCUCACUGAGUGGAAUGAUUGGUGGAAUUACCUGGGAAAAGAGGGUUCUCUUUUCUUCUUUGCCCAGCUGUGCAUGCAUAGUUUAAUUUAUAAGUUAAAUGUUUUAAUGACAUGGCUUCUUUGUACUGCCCUUCAAAUUCAGGCUUAUUGUGGCUCUCAAAACUUAGGAACUUGACAAGCUACAUAAACUUAUCCCACAAAUUCCAGAAGAAAUGAGUCUUAUCUGUGAGUCAUGAGCCAAAAAGAGUAAAUGAUCCAAAAUGUUUUGUAACUGCUCCUUUCCUGGUACCCAUGAGUUGAUCACUGAAGCCCUUCUAGAAAACUAUCCCUCAUGCCAUGUUAAUAGUUGCAGAAAGGAUUGAACAUGGUUGGGAUUUCCCUGUCAUACCUGUAUUUCAUCCACAUUAUCGGGAGCCUCUCAAGUGACAUAGUCAAAAUGCCAGCACUGGGUGAUGGAAGCAGGACACUUUGAAGCCUAAAAAUAGAAUGUAGUUCUGGAAAUCAUCUUGUUCUUCCUGUUUACUUCCAUAUUUAAGCCUCCCUAGCUCCUGAGUCUCUUUUAACUUCCUCCCAAGCGUCACUUCAGUAAAAUAUGUGCUGAUUCCUAGAAUUGGGGACCUAUCAUGUGUGGAGCUUAUUAAAAUUGCAGAGGCUAGGCCUCUACCCUAGACCUACCCAAACUCUGUGGCAUCUGAUUUUUAACACACUUUAUGGUGAUUCAAGGUUCCUAGGCCAACAUUUGAGAACCAUUAAAAUGGUGGUUAAGGAUAUGGUGUUGGAAUCAGGCUUACAUGCACCUCAGUUAUCUCAUCUGUAAAAUGAGAGUCAAAUGCCUUGUAGAUCAAAGAGCAAUUAUGAGGGUGAAAGAGAGCACACAGAAAGGUCGUAGCCCUGUACCUGACACAGAAGAAGUGCUCGUUAAUUUUAUCGGUUGUUAUCCUUGCCGUCCACACUCCCGAGUCCAGAGGAAUCACAGGCUGCUGACCAGACCUGGGAGGAAGGAGGAAACAGUUUUGUCAUCACAAUCUCAAACGUUAGGUAGAGCUUGAGGAUUCAGAGCUCCUUUCUUAUCAAAAUGGAAAUGACACAAGGCUCUGGUUAUUUAAAGAAAUCUAAAGGAGGGCCCCUUGGAGAGACAGCUGGGCUCCAACAUCCUCUGGCCUGACAGUCGAAUGUAGCUUUGUCCUCUCAACAUGACUCCGGCAUCGGCCCAGUUCAGUGGAAAUGAAUUAGUUAAACCAGGGAUGUAGCGCACAGGGCACGAAAAGGUAAUUUAACUGAAUUCUCCCUUCCUGGUCCAUUGGGCAUUCACCAUGAGAUAUGCUGAGCACCUCCAGACAAAGAUUAUUAAACACAAGUCAGGUAACUGUUGUUCUUCAUUUCUGGUGCCCCAGAUCCUGUUGUGUCCCACAUCCCCUUAGGCUGAGUUCUGAGCUGCAAUUGGGCUUUGAGUUUGUUUUUCUUUUGUUUUAGAAUGACGUGUCACAUUGACCAGCUGAACACUUGGUAUGAUAUAAAAACUCAUCAAGAAGUGACCAGCAGCCACCUCCUCUCAGAAAUCCAGACUACCCUGGGGACUUUCGGUGUGAAUGGAUUAGACAGGCUUCUGUGCUUUAUGAUUGUCAAAGAAUUACAGAAUUUCCUCAGUAUGUUUCAGAAAAUUAUCCUGAGAGACAGAACUGUGCAGGAUACUUUAAAAGCCCUCACGACUGCUGUCAUCCCCCUAAAAAGCAUUGUAGCAAAUUUGAAUAAAAUUUAUUUUUCUGCCAUUGCCAAAACACAGAAGAUCUGGACAUCUUAUUUUGAGGCUAUAAUGAAGGUUGGGCAGAUGCAGAUUCUGAGACAGCAGAUUGCCAAUGAAUUAAAUUAUUCUUGUCAGUUUGACUCCAAACAUCUGGCAGCUGCUCUGGAGAAUCUCAAUACGGCUCUCCUAGCAGACAUCAAAGCCCACUAUCAGGACCCUUCACUGCCUUACCCCAAAGAAGAUAACACACUCUUAUAUGAGAUCACAGCCUAUCUGGAGGCAGCUGGCAUUCACAACCCACUGAAUAAGAUAUACAUAACAACAAAGCGCUUAUCCUAUUUCCCAGUUGUCAACUUUCUGUUUUUGAUCUCCCAGUUGCCAAAACUUCAGUACAACAAAAACCUAGGACAACUUGUAUGAAUGGAGUUGAAUAGGAAUCAGAUACCACUAGGUGUGGUUUAACUUCUGGUUUGGACACAGAUUACUUCUGUGAGUGAAUUUCACUUCACUUCAGGAGAGUUAUUCAGACUGCAACAGAAAUGUGAUUAGGCUAAAGGGAAGGAUGCACUUGACAGAUUCUUCCUAUCACUUCCAAUAAUGUCAAUAUACAAAAUGGACCAGAAAAGAAGAUGGGAGGAAAGAUAAUUGGGGAAAAGAAAGAGCAAGGAGCAAAAGGAACUGAGGAGAGAUGACUGUGAAGGCAGAAGGCCCUUUGCCAAAACUUGGUGUCCUAACUCUUCAAUAUUUCUGAUGCUAUAUAUUCUAGAUGUUACGUGUUCUCAAAUUGUCCUUCUGGUGAUGGUUUGAGGCUUUUAAUUCUCAGAACAAUGCAUCACUCUACUAUUCAGGAUGGGCGAGAAGCCUUUCUUUAACAAACUGGGAGUUUGGAGAUUUGAAACGUAGGUGGAAAAGAAGAUGCAGUAGACCUAAGACACUUCUCAACAUAUACAGAGAGAGGACAUCUAUGGAAGUUGAAGAUGUGGAAAAUUAUUCCCUUCAGACUUGCUGACAUUAAUAUGGAAUUAUUUAUGAAUAAAAUUAGAUGAUGUCUAGAA
This is a messenger RNA of Manis pentadactyla (Chinese pangolin), 3113 nucleotides long. RefSeq names its product WASH complex subunit 5-like. Gene Ontology annotation, biological process: endosome fission; regulation of actin nucleation; endosome organization. The transcript is spliced from 9 exons. The coding region runs from base 1789 to 2478 and encodes 229 amino acids. The record is from RefSeq and is a predicted model, not a curated record. Gene Ontology annotation, cellular component: endosome; WASH complex. NCBI's taxonomy places the organism in Eukaryota, Metazoa, Chordata, Mammalia, Pholidota, Manidae.